Messenger RNA from Spinacia oleracea (spinach), 654 nucleotides. RefSeq lists its product as uncharacterized. Bases 1 to 654 code for a protein of 217 amino acids. The transcript is spliced from 3 exons. Lineage: Eukaryota; Viridiplantae; Streptophyta; Magnoliopsida; Caryophyllales; Amaranthaceae. The record is from RefSeq and is a predicted model, not a curated record. Gene Ontology annotation, molecular function: zinc ion binding; nucleic acid binding.
AUGGUUGAUAUUGCAGCUAACGUAGAGCGAGUGGUACUGCUUCGAGAAGCGAAGAAUGUUGGGUAUAAAAGGAGGAAUGAAAACCAGAGUCAAGGAGGAGCAAAGAAGCCUAACCAAGGCUAUCAGGGAAACCAAAGGAGGAACGAUGUUGGAAACAAAGGACAAGGUUAUCGUGGAAACCAGAAUAAUAGGGCGCAAGAAUGUGCCAAAUGUGGGAGAAGAGGCCACAUCGAGAGUGAAUGCCGUGUAGGAUCGAACACUUAUUUUCAAUGUGGGAGCCAUGAUCAUUACAUCAGAGAUUUUCCGAAGCAGGAUAUGGUUGAUAUUGCAGCUAACGUAGAGCGAGUGGUACUGCUUCGAGAAGCGAAGAAUGUUGGGUAUAAAAGGAGGAAUGAAAACCAGAGUCAAGGAGGAGCAAAGAAGCCUAACCAAGGCUAUCAGGGAAACCAAAGGAGGAACGAUGUUGGAAACAAAGGACAAGGUUAUCGUGGAAACCAGAAUAAUAGGGCGCAAGAAUGUGCCAAAUGUGGGAGAAGAGGCCACAUCGAGAGUGAAUGCCGUGUAGGAUCGAACACUUGUUUUCGAUGUGGGAGCCAUGAUCAUUACAUCAGAGAUUGUCCGAAGCAGAGAAAGUUGAGUUUCGAGCAGACUUAA